AUGCUACAUGUUCUUGAACACUACAACUGGACGUCAGUAAGCUUUAUUUACUCAAACGAAGCCACUAGCCAAAGCGCUCUACCUUAUUGCGAACUUGUUGCUAAUAACAUUGAUGUAGGUUAAGUACCUCUAUAUUAACGUAUUUUGUUAAAUACCUUUAUAUGUAUUAUCUUGUUCAAAUAAUUCUGUUCUUCCUAUUAAAGCAAGUUUCUGAAAUUUUGAGGCACAGAAUUAUUUGAACAACCUAAUAUGACGGAGUCAUAUUUUAGAGUGGUAUAAAAACAUUUGUGGAUAACAUAACUGUAGCUUACAACAGGCAGCUACAAGUUCAUACUGCUGAAAAUUAUCAGCGCGUUUUGAAGCAAGCUUCUCAAGUUUCACGAGGUAGGAUUUUAAACCUACUGUACCUUGUUUAACUAUUAUUAAUUUUUUAUAAACCUAGUUAUUUACACAUCUACUUUAGUAGUAUUGCUACAAGCGUCUUACUUAAUGCAAUGACCUUAUCUUACGAUAAGAUACACAUACAAUCUCCUUUUUUUCACCUGAAUCAUAAUCUCUAAACCUCUUGAAAACUACAGUUUAUUUUAGUUAUUGUCGUAUGUCUAACAAGCGACCUAAGACGACCAUUCAUGUUAGCGGCGAAAGAUGGCGGAUUUACAUCGCCGGAUUAUGUGUAUCUGUUCAUACAAAGCACGGGAACAUCAUUCUGUAAGAUUCACGUUCUAUCUGACGCAUUUUGUGUUAUAGGUUUUCUUCAGUACAGUGUAACUCUUAGCUAACAAUGGCCUAAAUAAUGAAGAACUCAUAGAAAGAACAACUUUUGAAUAUAAUAAAAGUAUACGUACUGAAAACAAAAUUCCUACUUUCAGUAUUACCUACGCCAAUUUGGGAAUCUGAACCUACAGAUGGCCGUGACACAGACGCCCACGAAGCUUUCAAAUCAGUCUUACUUGUAAGACAAAACGGUUCUAAGAUUAAACCUUUUUUUAGCUUGACAAACCUGUAAACGUACUACCUGCCGACUACAAUUCAAAAGCAAUGGACUUGGUGACACAAUAUCCUUGGGACUGCUACGAGUGUCCUACAUUAGCUAAAAAUGUCAGUUUCGUAAAUUUAAACUCAUUUUUUCUUCAGUACCUAUGUUUUUGAGCUGAUAGAUUAAUAACCUAACGUAUCUGAAUAAAAUGUAAAGACUCCAUAAAGACCCAUUUUAUAUUACCCUACCUAAUAUUACUAAUUCAUAGUUCAGGCCUCGCUGCUAUCUUUCUACCUCGGAGAUUCUGUGUUAGCUUACAUAUAUGCUCUGAAUAAGACAGUUGAGAUGUACAAAUCUUACCCAAAUCUGCCACAAAUUAUCAAAAACUCCACUUUGGUUCUGCAGAAUAUUCCUGACGGGUUUGUCGGUAAGUAUCAGUCGAACGUUAUUUAAUAGACCCCUUUUAGUUUAUUUUCCUGUAAAUAAAACGAAAUUAUACAAUUUAACAUAAAAAACAAGAUCUGAAAUGUUUUCUGGCGCCAAAAUAUUCUUGUUUGGGAAAAAUAAAUCGUUGCGGACCCAGCAGUAUUAGCAGUGUAUUUCAUUAGUCUCACUUUUAAAUAUAAGUACAAUUUUUUGAUUUUCUUGAAUCUAUUUUAUAGAUUUGGAAGGAGAAACGUUAUAUUUAUACUUCAAAAAAAGUAGAAUCCUCGACUUUGCAUUGUAUGGUUUGGAUACGGCUGGUAAUCAACAGCGAUGGGCAUACACAACUACGUUGGGUGACAAGGGCUUUAUGGUAAUUUUGUAAACCUUUUGAAAAUACUAUUCGUUUAACACUUUGGAACGUACUAUUCGUUUUGUAUUAUCAAACGUUGCUGUAAAAUUUUUAUUUAAAAAUUUUUUAACAUUUCAUUAAGUAGUCGAUUAUUUAUGAUGACUUUUGCAUUAAUAUUGUGACAAUAAGCUUGUAAAUCAUUAGAAAACUUAAAAUAAAAAAUUUCAGGACAGCAGGCCAUUUAUCGAAAACUACACAGACGCAGCUACUACAAUAUGGGCUACUCGAGAGGGCAUACAACCAUUAAAUGAGCCUUUAUGCGGGUUUUUAGGUAACAAAUGCCCAGUAAAACCAUGGGUCCUGCCAAUAAGUAUUGCUGCCGGAUGUCUUACCUUUGUCAUCAACUUACUGCUGUUUCUUUUUUGCAUAUAUUUGUGAGUUUUAAAGAAUACGGCUUUACAUUUUAGUUAAAAAUUGUCUUUUAUAACUUACAGCUGUCUUCAUAUUCCAAAUUAACGUAAUUUUUUAAUGGUUUUUUAAUUUUAUUUUACAGGUUUCAACGAAACAGAAGACGACAGCUAAAUAAAUUGUGGCAAGUGGACUUUAAUGACAUUGAGUUUCCAGAUGAAACAAUCAGUGUAAGUUACUAUCAUUAAUAUUAAUUUGUUCAAAUAAUUCUGGACCUUCUAAAUUUGAAAAUUUGCUUUGUAUUCGGGAACAGAAUUAUUUGAACAACCUAAUAUCAUAAAACUUAUUACUUAGUCUAGCCUUACGUAGUCUAGAUAAAAUAUUUUCUUAAAUUAUGAUUAACCCUUUUAUGGGGUUCAUUAUAAUACGUUGUACUUAACCUUUAUGAACAAUAAGAAAUUUUAAUACAAGUCUGAUUCCAUUUUUAAUAUUUUUUUUUAAAAUUGACAUUUGAAACACGUACAUUUUUUCUUCACAUACCAUACAUAACAAACACCCAAUGUUAUAAUAACUUUAAAUAUUAGCAAAUUUUGAAGAAAAACGGCUUCUUUAUGAACUUUUAGGGCCGAAAAAAGGUUUUUUACAUCUAUGUAAACAGGAUUUUAUAUUUAUAUAGUACAUGGUAUAGUAUUAACAAAAAGUGGCAUUUACAUACUUACAUCGUUUUAUAAACACUGUACUAUAAUAUUAAGUGACAACAUAGAGAACCCGCCAUUAUUUACAGUAAAUUACAGGGAAAGUAUGGCGGGUUCUUUAUGUCGGCACCUAAUACUAUACCCUUCAAGAUACGUACCUUUCCAGAAAGGGACAAAAAGCACAAGAUCAGUCCGCACGAUAGCCAGUGACUCUUACUUAUCAGCGAUUGACAACUCAAAGACCAAUAACAUCAAGUUCAUGUACCUUAAUCAUGAGCUAGUGAUAGCCUGGACUAGUCCAAUACUAUCCGAUAAAGAACUGUCGCCAAACGAAAAAGAACUCCGGGAGCUGAGAAUGUUGGAACAUCCGAAUUUGAACAGAUUCUUGGGUAUGACGGUUGGAAAUGGCAAUCUGUACAUUUUAUGGCGAUAUUGUGAACGAGGUUCGAUUGAGAAUUUCAUUGAGGAUUAUAAGGACAAGAUUGAUGACAGAAUUAUUCAUAGCAUGAUUUCACAGAUUGUUGAGGUAAGUUCUAGGGUCUAUAGAGCAAGAUUUAAAAUUUUCUGUAUGGUACAAGUUAUACGAUGAAAACUGCCUGAAAAGACAAAUUAUACGAUAAAAUCAGUCUGGGAAGACAGGUUAUACGAUGAAAGGUGUUGUAUAACUUUUGUUUAAUUUUUAUUGGCUAAUCAAAGAUGUGUUUGUAAAAUGUAUUUUACAUUAAAAUUUACUAAUUUAGGCCUUAUACUUCAUUCACAAUUCUCCCUACUCGCCACUGGCUGUUUUGAGUGCUGAUAGUUGCGUUGUGAACGACCGGUUUGAAGUCAAAGUACAGUACUGUGGGAUGAAUAAUAUAAAAAAACUUGAAUUAUUUGAUGAUUCUAACAGAAGUAUGUUUUUGUUUUUGGGUCACUAAAGUGUCAAAAAAAAGUUUUGUCGUCAAUUCAUGUGUAUUUUCACGUUGAAAAGCGACAAUACUUUUAUUGAGCUUCUGUAGAGUAUAUAACGGUGUAGCAAAUUUUGUUGUGGUAUAGUAUAGGUUGUUAUAGCUUAAAAUAAUCUACUAUAGUACAGUAAAAUCCAUUGUUGAAACAUCUGCUUCAGUAUAAGGGUUAAAAAGUUUUGUGAUUUUCUAACACAGUUUUGCACGUUAAAAAAACGACAGGACUUUUUAAACUUUCAAUAUACUGACCAAAAUGCCAAAUUAUAUAUAGCCAUAAAAUUUCAGAAACCCUAUAUGUAGCGCCGGAAAUUCUCCGUCGGCCCAACCGUAACAUUGAAGGAUCAAAGGAGGGUGAUAUCUAUUCGUUUGGUAUCUUAACCUCCCAAAUCGCCACCAAGACCUCGGUUUGGCGAAUGAAAGAAAAAGAUCUUACAGUAGAAGAGAUCCUCUUUCGAGUACGACAACGUACCGUACCGUUGGAACGGCCAUCGGUUCAACGUGCCGAUGGCCUCGAGAUGGACGCUAGAUUAGAAUCCUUGAUUCUGCAGUGCUACAGUGAAGAGCCAGCAGCUCGACCUGACAUACGAUUGGUCAGGGAUCGUAUACGUUGUCUGGAAGGUAACAGUAAGAAGAGCAACUUUAUGGAUUACAUGUUCGCUUUGAUGGAGAACACGGCCGUUGACCUGGAACAGCAAGUACAAUAUAGAACGGCUGAGUUGGUGGAGGAACAACGACGUGCCGAAGUACUGUUGAAUCGUAUGAUGCCUCAGAAGAUCGUGGAGUUACUGCGGAAGGGAGAGAGUAUCACUCCAGAAGUCUACGAGAAUGCUACAGUAUACUUUUCGGAUGUGGUUGGGUUUACGAUAUUGUCAUCGAAGAGUACUCCGUUACAAGUCAUCAACUUUUUGAACAAUAUGUAUACGAUAUCUGAUGAUAUUAUAGAGAGACAUAAGGUGUACAAGGUGGAGACAAUCGGCGAUGGACUUCAUUGUGUUUCAGGUAGGUAAGGGUGAGUACAGUAGAGCAGGGAACGAUAGGAAAGGGUAAGAUAAGGUAUGAUAACGUAGAGUAAAGUAGGGCAAGGCCAUUCAACGCAAGACAAGGUAAGGCAAGGCUAAUGCAACUAUAAUAUAACCAAAACAGAAUAUUUCAGGCAUACCAACUCGGAAUGGCAACGACCACGUGAAAGACAUUUGUGAUAUGGCUUUGGCAAUACGAGAAGGAGUCAAAAGCCUGAGAAUGCCACAUUUGCCAAGUGAGAUGAUUCAAAUUCGAUUGGGAAUCCAUUCAGGCGCUUGUGUUACUGGUAUAGUCGGAAUGACCGCGCCGCGUUACUGUGUUUUCGGAGACACUGUAAAUCUGGCCGCUAAAAUGGAAAGCACUGGGAAGCGUGAGUGUUUUGAGACAAAAAUCCUCCCCCCCCUCCCCCUCAAGAAAAAUUUUGUAAAAAAUUAAACUUGGUUCCCCUGUUGAUUUUUCAAAAAUUUUUUUCGGCCCCUCGUUUUCGCCCAAGAUAAGUUCCUGAGGCCAAAUUUCAACGAAAUUACUUAAUCAACUUUUUAAAGCUGUUUAUUUUAAAAUGGCAAACAAUUAAGCUUUACACUUUCAGCCAGUCAAAUCCAAAUAAGUUUUGUCACCAAAAAUCUGAUUGAUCAACACUUCCCCACUUUGUACAAGACAGAACAUCGUGGUGAAGUUUACAUAAAAGUAAGUUACAAACAACACUUUGUAGAGCAUAAACAUGACAAUAAGAAAAAUUAUUUUGAAUAGUAAACCUUGAAAAUUCAAAAAAUUUUUAAAAAUUAUUUUAAAUUGAAUUUUUCAGAACCGCGACCCCGUUGAAACAUACUGGUUAUUAUCGAAAAACUUUUAA
Messenger RNA from Bursaphelenchus okinawaensis, 5671 nucleotides. The record is from the annotation of a GenBank genome assembly. Lineage: Eukaryota; Metazoa; Nematoda; Chromadorea; Rhabditida; Aphelenchoididae.